Callorhinus ursinus (northern fur seal) is the source of this 1092-nucleotide messenger RNA. Lineage: Eukaryota; Metazoa; Chordata; Mammalia; Carnivora; Otariidae. The record is from RefSeq and is a predicted model, not a curated record.
AUGGUGGCCCGCGGGGCACGGACGGAGAGGGGGGCCCGGCCCCCGGGGCCGCCCUGCUCAGCGCCGCCCGCGGGCUCCGGCGCGCAUCGGGGGCUGGGCCGGGCUGGGGCCGCGCUGCCUCCCGCGCUGCGCUGCUCUCCGCGCGAGGCCGCCCACCCCGGAGGAUACUGCGCGCAGGGCGGGGCGGGGCGGGGACGCGAGCCCGGGCGCUCCGAGUCCCUGCCCGCCCCCUCCGGCCUGCGCCGGGAGGGGCAGCGGGAGGCGCGGGGACGCGGCGCGGGGGCCUGGGUCGGGACCAAGAUCUCGGUCCAGGGCAGGCGCUGGGGCUUUUCUCGGCCCGGGCCCCCUUUUCGGCUCGCACCUCUUAGACUCCAGGCCGCUCUCAGCGGCGUAGGGAAGAAGCGAGUAGAGAGCCUCACGGUGCGCGCGCGUCCCCGUCGGGGGGCGCCGCUGCAGCCCCCGGGUCUCCUCGCCGAGGCCCAUGUUCUGUCCUUCCCUCCCAGAACCGAAGUCCCCUGGCUGCAGGGCGGCCGGCGAUCUCUCCGCUUCCUGCAGACGCCGCGGCGCACGCUCCCACCGCUCCCUCCCCCCGCGCUCGGGUUACAGCAGCCGUGCGGACGCCGGAGUGCGUGGCCUGGCGUCGGCACCCGGAGGGAUUUGCAUCAGGCCGGAAUCCGGACCCCGGGGAUCCCAGGAGGCGCGGGCCGACUGUCUGCAGAGCCGCCCCGGAACGGGCUGCGGCGCCCCACCGGUCGCCAGGGCCUCGAGGCCGGUCCCUGGGUCCCGAGAAGCCUUGGGGAAACUUUGGGAGAAACUUUGCCAACUUUGCUGUCGGCGGGGAAGAGGCCGCCCGGCCGGCCGCUGCAGCUGCGGGCCGCGACGCGCGCGGUGGGCCCCGAGUUGGGCCCGGGCACCCGGGAGCCGGCCGGGCCGCCCCAGGAAGGGCGCGAGGCCGGCCGACGGCCCCUGGCUCCCCGCCGCGCCCUCGCGCGGCCCCCACCCCCACCCCCGCGCCCCGGGGGCUCUGAGCGGCCCGCGGCUCGCCGCGCCCAGGAUGGCAGGGAUCGAAAGUCUGGCCCUCAGCGCAAGUGA